AUGAUUGAACGGUCUCUGCCAAUAUCAAUUAAUGGUAUAAGAGAAUCAGAAGGUGAAAUUGAUAAUAUUCAGCAAACGAUGGAUCAACAACAACCAGCAACGGUAAAAUUUCUCGAUUCCACCAAGCAUAUCUUCUAUGUAUCGAAAAAAGCUGAUGGAGGUGAGUUGUUUGAUAAAGUGUGCGCGUUUCUCGGUCUCAUUGAAAAAGAUUACUUCGGAUUAUGUUUCAUCGAUAGCGAUGGUAAUCAACAGUGGAUCUAUGAAGACAAGCGAAUUUCAAAGCAGCUGAAAGGUAAUCCGUGGAAUUUCAAUUUUCAAGUGAAAUUUUAUCCAACAGAACCGGCAACAUUGGCUGGGGACAAAACGCGUCAUCUUUUAAGCUUGCAGGUUCGGCAAGAUAUUUCCACUGGCAGACUUCCAGCAACCCUUGCUACACAUGCUUUACUGGGUUCAUACGUCGCGCAAUCUGUGCUAGGUGAUUACGAGCCCUCCUUACAAUAUAUCGAUUUUCUCAGAAGUUGCAAUUUGGCUCCAAUGCCAAAUGAAACACUUUACGAAAAAAUUGAAGAACUGCACAAACAUCACAAAGGUGAGACAUCUGCUGAAGCCGACUUACAUUAUUUGGAAAAUGCCAAGAAGCUUAGUAUGUAUGGCGUUCACCUCUUCAAUGCGAAGGAUGGAAAAGGUACGCCUGUUCAGAUUGGCAUCAGUGCUCAUGGGAUCAAUAUAUAUCUUGAUCAGAUCCGUGUGCAUCGUUUUCUUUGGCAAAACAUCAUCAAAAUUGGUUAUCGACGCAAUGUUUUUAUGAUCAAAGUUAAACCUGGUGAACUUGAGAAAAACGAAUCGACAGUUGCUUUCAAAUUAUCGGAUUAUGAAGGAGCAAAACGAGUUUGGAAAUGUGGCGUUGAGCACCAUACAUUCUUCAGAUUGAUCCAGCCGGAGGAAAAACCGCAUAAAGGCUUGUUCCGUUGGAGUUCGACUAGAUUUCGUUACCAAGGGCGCACUCAAUUCCAGUCAAAAAUGGCUUCGCAAAUGUUCUGCAACGUUCGACCAGUUCAACGUUCCCAGAGUGUUCGUUUAACUGCAAAUGAUAGAGACGUUCCAGUUCCAGUUUCAACAAGUCAAACUUUACCUCUGAUGUAUUCCGAGAGUGGAACCGGUAGGGAAUUAGAAUGGGAUAGCAGUCAGAUGAUUUCACCGGAAAAGAUAUAUUCAAAACAUGUCACGGAAGCUACGCAGAAGAGAGAAAAUAACGCAAUGCAAAACGGUGCAGAGGUGGGUAACACCAAUAAUACUUCAGGAAAACCGCUUCAUAGUAUCCAUUCUUCUGUUAUUUUUACUACUUCUGUUACAACAGCAACAACUGCUACUAAUAGCGCUGCCAUUACCACAACUAUUACUCCUCCUACUACUACUGUUACUAGUACUAGUCCUAUUACUGAGUAUUUCGAGCGGCCUUUAUCUCCUCAUGUUUCUCCACGUUCCAUAAAAAUUACGCGAGAUGCUGGUCUUACUACGCAUGAAUUUUCGGAUGGUGGUUUUCAUGGUUACGUAUCGGAUAAUUUAUCUGAUAGCAGACCAAGUAUAUCUGCACUGCGAAGGGGAAAGAAUACGGAGUUUUUCAUAGUUAAAGAUAAGGCAGUUGUUUAUCAUCCUGGACAUUAUGAAGAAGAAGUGACUGGAAGUCACAGCAGACGAUUUCGUGAACCACCAGUUGAACCAGAUGAUGAUUUCGUGCUAGUUCACAGACCAAAAUUAGGAUCAACGGGAAAAAUAUUCCACCAAAAUGGUGCAGAAACUGACAUUCUGAUAAAGGAAGAAGAUAUUGAAACGUAUCCACUACGUCACGUUGAUGAUAUCAGCCGUCCUGAUUUCUUGCGUUCGACUAGCAGAAACAAAGAUUUCAAAGUAUUUGAACAUGAGAAAUAUUUGAAAACAGAUGAUGUUGCAGAUAAACCAAGGAAAAAUAUCGUACAAAUGGUGAAUAAGGAAAAAUAUCUGACAAAUGAGAAAGAAUCUAUUUUGCAUACUGGACGUAGUAUGGAACCACUAGGGGCUGAUGCUUACGUUUAUAAUCAAGGAUUUUACGAUGCCAGAGAUCCAAGCCGAAUAGAUAUCGAUGAAAAAGACAACGUACAGGAUUGGCUUCGUUGUUAUAAAAAACCCGAAAAAUCUCCUACAAAGUUACUGAAAGACAAGAAUGCAGAAAUUAAAGAGAAGAAUAUGGUUGAUGAGUCCCGAUUUGUGGAUGAUCAAGAAAAUAAAACUAAGAAAAUUGCCCUUAUUCAUGUCAAGCAACCACGUUACGAAAAACAGGUCGUGCAAACAAGUUAUUACAAUGCGGAAUCAUCUGAAAGAGAACCUGAGAGGACAGCAUACUUAAAAGAAAGUAAGCCUGUAACAAGUGGGAUCAAAGCCAAUAAAAGUUUUGGCAACGAUACAAAGGAGGAAGGUUAUGAUUACACUCAGUUGAAGCAAACUUGUCAUCUUUUCGUCGGCACCUCAGAUAGUUGCCGUGUUAGGCCUGGAGCAUAUGGAAUGCCGUCAACCUCUUACGGUGAACUAUUACAUAAUAUUAAACGUGAAAAAGAGCUUCCAUCUUUACCAAUUCGUGAAUAUGUCACAGUUUAUCAUUCCGGUAUGUCGGUCGUUAAAGAUAGAAAACAUCGGAAAUUUUUGAUUCGAAAAGAGCAACAAAAGGCUACAUCAAGUGAAGCAUCAGCAGAUGAAGAGAUGCAAACCGAUAAAGGAAAGAAGUGGACAGCAAUUCUUGAUAUAUCUGGAGCUGACAAAAGUGAUUUAACUAAUGGUGGUGAUGUUGAAAAAAGGCCAGUCAACGAGGAAAUCAGAAGAAAAUAUAUGACACAAAACAUGAAAGAAAAGGAAUAUCUCGAUCAGAUGAAACCUGACCGCACAGUCGAUUCUAAAAUGCAAAAAUCCACGCAGAAUGUCAAAAGUGAAGGUGCCCAUCAGAAAAUGAAAGCUGUAUUGCAUUUUGACGAGGGUCACAGUAGUAAUACGAAAAAAGGAACUUUUCUCAAAAAAGCCGAUGAAUCAAAAAAUGAGCAUACGAUUCGACCGAUAUUCAGUGUAUCAGGUAUUGGAAAGUCGGUAGAAAAGUCUAAAAAAGCAGAAUUACCCGAGCAGUCAUGCAGUGUACAUAUUCUAGAUAAUACACCUCCUUCAGCGAAUUUAUCUCGAGUUAAUGAAAUUUCAUUUCAGCCUUUACAUCUUUCAAUGGAAAUUCAGAAUCAAAUACAAAACGUAUCACGUAAUUAUAGAACAUUUAAGAGAGCAAAACAUAAAGGUACCGUGGAAUUUGUCGGGAAAGAAAAUAUCAAUCCUGAAAGUUAUAAACUUGAAUGUACACCUUAUGAAGGUCCUUUGGAGAUCACAAAUUUUGCAAAAGAAUUACAUUUUGCGCCAAUUCAUAAGUAUUCCGCUGUAUAUCAUCAUGGUAACACUUAUGUGAAGUCGCGCAAAAUAGACAAACGAAAGAAUGCUGAAGACAUUCAGAAUGAAAAGAAACCUGGUAUUUUGGGAGCUAAAAGCACUGCUGUUUUGUAUCUGAACGAGAAUAAUUUUGACGCAGAGCAUCAUGAAGAAGAAAAGAAUAAUAGUGAAGCUUUCUUGACGAAAAAUAAAGAUCAAGGAACCAUGUACUCAGCAAAGAUUGCUUACAAAAUUCCGAGAAGAAAACCUAAAAAGCAUCCUUUCAAAUAUCGUACAGUUUCUGGUGAUAUUGAAAUUGUAGAGAAAUCUUUCGUGAAACCCGAGACAUAUAAUCUUAUUAGUGUUCCUUAUGAUGGACCAUUGAGUUGCUUGCAGUAUGCAAAGGAAUUAUCAUUCACACCUCUCCGGGAAUGUACAGCAGCAUAUCAUAGUGGAAUUUCCCAGAAGAAGACAAGAUUUCAUGAUAGCAGCACUGAAUCAAGUUCAAAUUCUAGUUUCAGUAGUAAUAGCAGUUCUUCAAGUUCAAGCGCUUUUAUCUCGAAGAAACAUGAAGAACGAAAGAAGAAAGCCAUACUAUAUGUUACUUCUAAUAAUGAGCGUGAUACAACUGAUGUUAUAACUGAAUCACCAAUACGCAAAGGAAUUUUUACAUUUUGGCGUAAAGCGGUUCAUGCUGAAAAAGGAGGCUUUUCAGAUGAUAAGAAAGACAAAUUGGAGGCUUCACCGAAGCCUCAUCUUAUUCAACAACAACUGGAACUUCCAUCUGAUUUUAUUGCAAGUCAAGCAACAUCAUCAUCUCCGCAGAUAAUUUCAACAGUGUUAGUAAAGAAUUCUGUAGAGGAACCGAGAAAUAAUUUGCAUGUGAAAAGCGAAAAUAAAAAAAUGAGUGCAAAUCUCUAUGUCAGGAACGAGCCUUCCACAGCUUCAGGUAAAGAUAAUGGCAAACAUGGGAAGUUUAACUUGUUACAUUUUUGGAGAUCAACAGACAAAGGAAACAAGCUAAAUUCGGAAAUUGCUGAUAUGAAUAACAGUGAGGAACCUCUCAAUCACACAUUUAAUUUCGAUUCAUCCCGUGAGAAAACAAAUGUUCAAUUAACUACAAAAGCCAAAAAGGAACCGAUUAUUUAUGUAAUCAACAAGGAUGAGAGUGAAUUAACUCGUUCUGUAGAUAUGAAAGAAGGGUCGUUAAAUCAUAGUCCAGUAUCACUGCCAAGUCAAAACAGCAAAGCAAAUAUGGAAACGAAAAAGAAUGCUAUCAUCUAUCUUGAACGUAAUACUGACUUUUCCGAUGGCGCAACAUUGAAUUUGAAUGGUAGUCCUGGAAUUUUUAGGCAGGAAAAUGCGGCAGUAGCGAUGAAUGAAAUCUCAUCUCAUACAUUACCAAAGAAUAAUGAAAGCGUUAAAUUAGGCAGCACAGAGAAAUCGCAUUUAGUGGAUAGGAAUAGUACUCGUUUACCGGAAAAUGUUAAUGAUUCAAUUGGAAGUACUCUGAAAAAGCGCGACAAGAGUGACGGUAUUGGGUAUAUAGCAAGAAUUAAGAUUAAGCAUAAAAUGAGAAAUGCUGGUAACGAUUUGCAGCAAGAUUCAGAUCUGAAAGCAAAGCAUACAAAUGCAUCAGAUGAUGAUAUCAGCAAAAAAUCGACCCUCGUGGUGAAAGGAUUUCAUCUUCGUGGUCCACCAUGUGAUUUGAAACCAAAAAUUGCAGUUCAUAGCAGUACCAAAUAUGAGCCUGAAAAAGAUGCACAUAUAACUGAAGUUUUAGAAACUGGUGAAGUAAUGAUUACGGAGAGGAAGGAAGCAGAUUUCCCCGAUAGUGCUGACAAAUUGAUGCCAUGCGAAAAAUUGAAAGUAAAGAAGUCGACUGAAGGUGGUAUUAUCUUGAAGGAAAACAAAAAAGAUAGUGGUAAAAGUACCAGAGGUAGUUUUUUCUCUUCAUUAUGGCGUGGAAGCAAAUUGAAAAGUAACGAUAAAGACGAGCACCAGAAACAGAAAAAAUUGACAGAGAAAAAUAUUUAUGCAGCCGAAUCAGGAGUGGUGGGAACGAUAUCACCGACGAAUGAAUUGAAAUAUAACAUUCCGCGAACAAAAGUUAUUCUUGAUUCGGACAAACCUUUGUCAAAUGUUAACAAAGUUGAAUGGCAGACAAGACAAGGUUUUAUUCCAGUUUAUGAUUUCUCAUAUGUUCCCAAUUUUCCGAUCUUGCUUGAUGAUACGGAAGUGGCUGCCAAAACAGUUGCAGAUGAUUUAAUAAAACAGGUCAAAUUGGGAGGCAAAGAUGAUUCAAUAAUUACUGAGAUUAUUAAUAAAGCUGGAGAACAAAAAGAAAGUGAAUUGAAGCAACGGUUUAAUCGUCGCUUGAAAGACAAGGAAGAGUGCAGCGAUAUGUUCGUUUCAUCGGAAGAUCAGAACGAAAGUUGGAAACAAGAACAAUCUGCAGUUAUGGGGGAACGAGCUUUGAUGGAAAAGGCGCCGGAAAUUGUCGGAUCCGGAAGGUUAUUACAUGGAAGUGGAAUCAGUGGUGGUGAAACAUCACAUGAGCCGUACAUAUUUACCCAAACACCGCCAGAUAUUCCAGUUCUAGUGGCUCAUGAUACGGACUCCAAAAAUCCAGGUGGUUUUGUGGAGCAAAUCAAUCGACAAGUAACGCAGGUGAUUACCAAAACAUCGCCACCAUCAGACAUUAGAAAGAAGUUAAAGAAAGAAAAGAAAUCGAAGAUAGGUGCAUCACCACGUGAAAACGAGUGUUCCAAUGCUGAAAGCGACGUUUCGUCACACUAUGAUUCCUCUUUCAACCAGAAAAGGGAAAAUAAGCCAGAAGUGACUGGUGGAUUGCCUUCCGAUGAAGCAAAAUUGGACGACCAGCGCAUGCUGCUGAAAGAGCUCAAAAAAGAAAUGUAUGAUCCAAUGAAUGUCGAACCUGUACCAGCCGCACAUUUGGCUGAUGUUGACGGUUCUCUUCAUCAUACAAGUAUUAAAUCAUGGCAGGAAACAAUAAAUGGACCUGAGGAAGUGGUUACCAGUAUUGAUCAUCAAGGAAAUAUUACGAAAAAAAGGAUUAUGACUUCACAUACAGUUCAGCAACAUACGUACCAAACUUCUAAUGCUUCGGGUCAAAAUGGAGAUUCUGAGCUAAAUGUAAUUGAGAUAACGGAGGAGUCACUUAAUAAGAGUGUGGUAAGCUUUCAAAGACCAGUUGCUGAAACAAUGGUUGAUAAAGUGACUCAUGAACCAACAAGUGGCCUCGACGAAAUUAAUGGGAAUGAUUAUUCGGACAUUCAAGGAGAAUUAGUUUCCAGUCGUACUGUUACACAAGGCAAUCGUACCAUAGAAACGAUAACUUAUAAGACUGAGAAGAAUGGUACUGUCGAGACCCACGUUGAACAUCGUGUGACCAUUCAUUCUUGUGAUGAUAUUGAUCAUGAUGCUGAACUGAGCCAAGCAAUUCUGGAAGCGACUAAUAUGAAUCCAGACAUGACAGUUGAAAAGAUUGAAGUGAAACAUGAGUCACAAUGUUAG
Molecule: messenger RNA, 6969 nt
Organism: Cercopithifilaria johnstoni
Lineage: Eukaryota; Metazoa; Nematoda; Chromadorea; Rhabditida; Onchocercidae
Source: the annotation of a GenBank genome assembly